AUGUUGGAGACGGACGCCAUCGAAUUUGCCGAUGCACAAGCGGUCUGGUCGCAGCUGCGGGCUGUGGAGCGGCUGACUGUGACGGUGAUAGUUGACAACGAAACCGACGGCCUGUCAUCUCCCUGCGCCUGCUGUGAUCCCUCCCUGGACCCCUCCACAAGCACACCCUACCAGUCCGAAUUCACUUGGGCCGUCCACCAAGUCACCGGCGGCAGGUGGCCCUCCCUGGACUUCAGACACUCGCUGCAGGCCGGUCACGGCCUGUCCCUGCUGGUCUCCGCCAGCACCGCCGACGGCGCCGUGUCCCGACUGCUGUUCGACGGGGGCCCCCGGGAGGACCUGUGGACUCGCAAUGCGGAGCGGCUGGGGCUGGACAUGGGGGAGGUGGAGGCGGCGGUACUCAGUCAUUGGCACGUGGACCACAGCGUGGGGCUGUUGGCAGUGGCGAGGGCCGCCUCCGAGGCCCGCUCCGGAACCUGGAGCGCCCUUAGGGAGGACGAGAAGACGGAGCCCUCAAGUACCAUUUUGCCGGGGCAUCUCCCGCAAGCAGAGGACUCCGACAAGACAUGUCCGGAAGGAGAGCUUGCACCUCGGCCGCCGUCGCAACUGCCCCAGCAGCUGCAGCAGCAGCAGCAGCAGCAGGAGGAUGGGGAUUCGGAGGCGGGUCUACAGCCUGGUCCACCACCACCGGUGCAGGAGCCGUUUGUGUUCGACUUGCACCCCUCUCGACCGUUGCUGCGGGGGCUGUUGCUGGGCGCCUCGCAUAAGCCCGUGCCGUUUGACGAGAGGGACCCCACCCUGGAGCAGCUGUCUCUCCCCGGCUGCCGUGUUGAGCUCCAUGCCGGACCCCACACGCUGCUAAGGAACUGCUUCUUCGUGUCGGGCUCCAUUCCCCGCGUCAGCAGCUUCGAGACAGGGCAGCCGGGACAUGGCACACUGGGGCCUGACGGCAACUGGCAGCUCGACCCGCACAUCAUGGAGGAGCGGUACCUGGCGGUGCGGGUGAGAGGCCGCGGGGUGGUGGUAUUGAGCGGCUGCUCCCACGCCGGCAUCGUCAACGUCGUACGACACGUCAAGGGGUUGUCGGGGGAGCCAGUCUUCGGGGUGAUGGGCGGACUGCAUCUGGCCGGCGGGAAGAUGGAGGGGCGUAUUCCAGAGACUGUGGCGGCGCUGCGGGAGCUGAACCCCGCACGCGUGUUUGGAGGGCACUGCACGGGCUGGAGAGCCAAGAUUGCCCUGGCAGCCGCCUUAUCUGAUCGAUUCCAGCCCAUGUCGGUUGGGAGCACUUACACCUUUUUAGCGGCGCGUCCGGGCGAGCAGCAGGAGAGGGCAGGCGAUGAGGAGAAGGCGACAAAGGCUGUGCCAGGGGGUCAACAGCCCGAGGAGCCCGGGGUGGGGAGCUAG
Messenger RNA from Volvox carteri f. nagariensis, 1404 nucleotides. RefSeq lists its product as uncharacterized. The transcript has 8 exons. Gene Ontology annotation, molecular function: transferase activity. The record is from RefSeq and is a predicted model, not a curated record. The coding region runs from base 1 to 1404 and encodes 467 amino acids. NCBI's taxonomy places the organism in Eukaryota, Viridiplantae, Chlorophyta, Chlorophyceae, Chlamydomonadales, Volvocaceae.